UGUCAUAAAUUUUGAAAUGAAGAAUGUGAUUCUAUUUUUAUUAGAAACAUUCUUCAAUAAUUGUGCAAUAAAGCGUCCAGUAAAAUAAACAUUUAAGUUAUAAUAAAUUAAAUAGUUACCACAAUGCCUCGUAGUAUUAUCGAGUAUUAUGCUGAGCAUGAGCGGUAUAAAUGUGGAUAUUGUAAGAAACCAGAUACAAAUUAUGGUCAUGGAUUAUGGGCUCAUACAAUGUCUGUUGCGGACUAUCAGAAUUUAAUAGAUAGAGGAUGGAGGCGAUCAGGAAAAUAUUGUUACAAACCAACUUUAAGUAUAAUUUGCUGUCCAAUGUACACCAUUCGAUGCAGAGCACUUGAAUUUCGACCAUCAAAGUCACAAAAAAAGGUUUUAAAGAGGUUUAAUAAAUACUUAGUGGGUGAGAUUGAACCUGAAUGUAGUAAUAGGAAAAUUUCUAGUUCAAGUGAUGAUAUGAAAUUUGAUGAGGGUGAAACAGAGGGGGUAGAACAAUUUGUUGAAAGCAAGCAAAAACCACAAAUGCUUAGUAUGACUGAGAAGGAUAUCAAGUUUGAUGAGGAUCAGGAGGGAAUAUGUAAAGAAGCUUCGGCUAAUCAAAGCAAUUCAUCCCAAAAUGAAUCCAUUCCAGCACUGGUGAAAGAAAAUAUAAAAAAAGAUUCAGGACCUGACCCCACAAAGCCACCAUGCAAGAAGGCGAAACAAAUGCGGAAAGAGAGAAAACUAGAGAAAUUAAAAGCACAGGGUAUAGACAUAAGUAGCUUAGAUACUAACAAGAGUAAAGAAAAACAAAUAGAAGAUUUUAUAAAAGAUUUACCAGAGGAUGUUAAGCAUAAAUUAGAGGUUAAAUUAGUGAGGACCAAUCCACCUAGUGCUGAAUGGUUGGCUUCAGCCAAAGAAACUCAUGAGGUUUAUGUGAAAUAUCAAAUGACAGUGCACGGAGAUCAACCUGAGAAAUGCACUGAACCAAAAUUCAGUGAUUUCUUAGUGCAAAGUCCAUUAAUGGAGGAGUAUUCAGAAGUAGGCCCACCAUGUGGUUAUGGUUCCUUCCACCAACAAUACUGGCUAGAUGGGAAGAUUAUUGCUGUGGGCGUUGUUGAUAUAUUGCCCAAAUGCGUCUCAUCAGUGUACUUCUUCUAUGAUCCACAAUAUAUGAACCUCACUUUAGGAACAUAUGGUGCUUUGAGGGAGAUUGAAUUCACAAGACACUUGCAUUCAUUGUGCCCAGAGCUUAAAUAUUACUAUAUGGGCUUUUACAUACAUUCGUGUCGGAAAAUGCGUUACAAGGGCAACUACUUCCCAUCCGAUUUACUCUGCCCAGAGACCUAUAAAUGGUUCCCUUUAAAGGACUGCAUACCAAAAUUGGAGAUAACACCAUAUUCAAGACUGGACCCUGACAUAGACAGUGUGGAUGAUAAUUAUCCCAACGAUUCCGACAUUAAUUAUAUUCCAAUAUUAUUCAAAGGGCAAGUGUUGAUAUACAAAAUGUAUAAACGGAGAACCGGCAAGAAGGGAGACGAUACGGAAGACUUGUUGGAUUACGCGCGGUUAGUUGGCGCGAAAACCGCAAAAAGUUUGAUCAUGGUUAGAUAAUUUGCUAUGAUAUGCUAUUUGGGCUUCUAGGUCUAUUUGUCAGUUAUGUCACAGUUUAAUAAGCCAUACAGUCGUUCAACGAAGACGUUUAGACAGGUCAACCAUGCGGGAGGUAACAAGCCCAAGAUAUACAGGGUGGAAUUUUGUAAUGCCUUAAGCGGAAGUACUUUUAGUACUGUAUUUAACUAUACACUGUAACAUUCCAUUAUUUUUUUAAAUAAACAAAACUG
Molecule: messenger RNA, 1832 nt
Organism: Zerene cesonia (dogface butterfly)
Lineage: Eukaryota; Metazoa; Arthropoda; Insecta; Lepidoptera; Pieridae
Gene: Ate1
Product: arginyl-tRNA--protein transferase 1
Exons: 8
Coding region: 124-1602 (492 amino acids)
Biological process (GO): protein arginylation
Cellular component (GO): cytoplasm
Molecular function (GO): arginyl-tRNA--protein transferase activity
Source: RefSeq, a predicted model, not a curated record